Molecule: messenger RNA, 7235 nt
Organism: Rhinichthys klamathensis goyatoka
Lineage: Eukaryota; Metazoa; Chordata; Actinopteri; Cypriniformes; Leuciscidae
Gene: nsd3
Product: nuclear receptor binding SET domain protein 3
Exons: 24
Coding region: 419-5101 (1560 amino acids)
Biological process (GO): regulation of DNA-templated transcription
Cellular component (GO): chromatin; nucleus
Molecular function (GO): protein binding; histone H3K36 methyltransferase activity
Source: RefSeq, a predicted model, not a curated record
AUUUUGGCGCUGAGACAGAGGCCUCAAGCAGAGGGGCUUUUGUUACAGCUAGAGGGAGGGAGACGGCUAUAAUAAAAUAUAUGGGAGCCAAAUUUCCCUAGGUCUGCAGGAGCAUCCCGCAAAAAAACGGGGCCUCUCCCGAUUCCACAGCCACACAUCCUAUUAUGGGGAUCGACAUACGACUGAUCUAGCCCCAUUUUCUUUCCAAACAACGGAUUAGACAAAAAAAAACGUGGAGUCAUAGGUCUUUGUGUUGAUAUAUUUAUGUUAACUGCUGCAGGAAUCCAGUUUAUUUGGUGUAUUUGUUUAGAAUGGAACACGCUGAAGAAAACGCUAGCAGGCUAAUGUUAGCCAACUGCUGGUCAUUGCAGCAGGCCCUGUAAGAGAAAGGGAAACUUAAGGAUGCUGGAGCAGAACAAUGGAUUUCUCCUUCUCUUUCAUGCAAGGGAUCAUGGGAAACACAAUUCAGCAACCCCCUCAGCUUAUUGACUCCGCCAACAUCAGACAGGAGGAUGUCUAUGAAGCCAUCAGUGACCCAGGAGAUGAUGGAGGACAGCAAAACUUUGAGUCUCCUUUGGAGUCAGGCUUUUCUUACCCUGCUGAAGACCUCCCAGUUAUUACAAACGGUUACCCAACGGGCGUAGGUACCUAUGAGCAACAGGCCAAGUUUGCCUUGUACUCUCAGUUCCCCAAUGGCUCAGCCAAUGGCUACGGUGCCAUACGAAACUAUGGUGAUCACGGUUUGCUGCUCGGUGAGGGCACAGUAUUGAGACCCCCAGUGGUCCAGGAGAAGCCACCAACACACAUCUCACCUCCGCCUCAUCCCCAUCAUCAUCACCAGCCUCAUCAUCCUCCUCACCAUCACCACCAUCAGCAGCAACAUCACCCACAUAACCCUCCACUGUUACCUCACCACCAUCACCCGCCUCCUGUCUCUCACUUAAUGCCUCACGUGUUGCCGCCCCCUCCUCCCUUGCUCUUGCCCUCUUCUCCACCCCUCCUGUCACCUCAAGAAAGCACCGUCUCCAACCCCACUGUUCAAUCUACCAACACUCCAAAAAAGACCAGCUCCCCAGAGAUCAAAAUAAAGAUCAUUAAGACCUACCAGAACGGCAGGGAGCUGUUCGAGUCCUCACUGUGUGGGGACCUGCUGCAAGAGUUUCAGUCCGGCGAGGCUUCAAGGAGAAGACAUGAGCAGAAGAAAGAGAAGAGGAAAAAGAGAAGCAGCAGGCAUGGUGCUUGUCACGAAGAGGAGAGCCAGCAGCCAUGCAAAGGCAUGGAAGAACGUUCCAGUGUUGUCCACAACCCCGCACAGCCCAGCGAAGGUCAUGUUGCCUUCAGAGAAGAGCAACCUUCUUCAACCCUCAAAAGCCCCAAAGCAGAACCCAAGGAACAGAAAGUCGAAAAGCACUUUCCUUCGGUCAUCACUAGCACUGGCUCUUGUCAAGAGUAUGAGAUCGGUGACUUGGUGUGGGCUAAGGUUGGGACGUAUCCUUGGUGGCCGUGCAUGGUGUCAUCAGACCCUCAGUCAAACGUUCAUAUACGUCUUAAUACGAGAGGUGUUAAGGAAUUCCAUGUGCAAUUCUUUGGGAGUGUCCCUGAGAGGGCCUGGAUACAUGCGAAAAGAAUUGUGGUGUACCAGGGUGAGAGCCAAUUUGAGGAGUUGCAGGCAGAAACACUCCGGAAGACAACCAACCCAACGGAGAAACAAAAGUUGCUGAAGCCUCAGUCACAGAAGGAGCGUGCCCAGUGGCAAGUGGGUGUGGGUCACGCUGAAGCCGCACUGCAGAUGACACGAGAAGAACGCAACGAGACCUACACCUUCAUCUACAUCGACAAGGAACCAGGUGCUGCUGGUGCUGGUGCUGCUACUGCCGCUGCUGCUGCUGCUGCUGAAACUGAAACUGAAACUGUGACCUCACCUAGGGCGACUGGUAAAAACCGGCCUGAACGCAAGCAAAGACGCUCUAAAGGCAGUGCCGGAUCCAAAGAGGAGCCUGUGCCUCGUCGGCAGCAGCCACGGAGGCAGUGCAGCAUCAAUAGUAGUGGGGAACCAUCAUCUCCCAAUCAGGGAGAGGAUGAUAUGGACCAAGAGCAACCCCGUAGCCCACCAAAACCAGAUCCCCACCCACAGGAACCCACCCCACCUCCAGUCAGGACACCUUGGAGGACCGCUGCAGCCCGCAAGCUCCUCCCGCUCUCCAUUACCAUGAAGAAACUCAACGUGGAGAUCAUAAAGUGCGACUGGCAACUCCCAAAGCAAAAGGUGGACUUACCUAAGACGACAGAGAGUGAGGAGAGGCCCAGCGAUCAGGUUCAGUCCCCUGAGGGCUCCAGUGAUAAAGCAGAAGCAGAGACGUGUUCCAGUGAAGAGGAGCGAGCUGCGUCUCCCUCAGGCUGGAGUGACCAGGAGAGCGCUGAGCACGCUUCAGCAGAGCAAUCCACAGAGAGAAAACAGCAGCGCCGGUCUGUGCGAAGCCGUUCCGAGUCAGAGAAGAGUGUGGAACCAGUGCCAAAAAAGAAAGUGAAGAAAGAACAGGCUGAAACAGCACCUCAGAUGGAUUUCAGAACAGGGUCGCAAAAAGGUGCCAGUGAGAUCUCAGACUCGUGUAAACCACUGAAGAAACGCAGCAGAGCAUCUACUGAUGUGGAGAUGGCCAGCUCACUGUACAGAGAUACUUCUGAUUCUGACUCCAGAGGCCUCAAUGACCCACAGACCGGAUUUGGGAAGCGCUCGGACAGUCCUGCUACAGUAGAUGCUGACGGAUCUGAUGCACAGUCCGUGGACUCCAGCCUGUCCCGUCAGGGAGGACAUUCCUCAAAAAAGGACACAGUCUGCCAUGUGUGUGAAUCAUUCGGGGAUUCUUUGGUGAGCUGUGAGGGAGACUGUAACAGGCUGUUUCAUCCAGAGUGUAUGGGAUCUAACAGUGGAACAGAGGGUGAACUACUGUGUCCAGAGUGUAAGACAGGUUCCCACCCUUGUUUCUCCUGCAAGGACAUGGAGGGUGAUGUUAAGCGGUGUUCGGUGAACGGUUGUGGCCGUUUUUACCACGAUACCUGUGCCCGCAAGUUCACUGGCACCACCACCGAUACUAGAGGCCUCCGCUGCCCUCAGCACAGCUGUGCCACAUGCUGUCUCGACAGAGACCUUCACAAAGCUUGCAAAGGCCGUAUGAUGCGAUGCAUCCGCUGUCCGGUGGCGUAUCACACAGGAGACGGCUGUGUGGCGGCUGGCAGUGUGUUGAUAACACCCCACAUCAUCAUAUGUAGCAACCACUCCAGUUCCAGGAAGAACGGACACUUUUCCUCACCUGUAAACGUAGGCUGGUGUUUCAUCUGCGCUCGAGGGCUUUUAGUGCACGACCAUACUGACACCAUAUUAAGUUCAUAUACCUUUAAGUCGCACUACCUUCUGACUGAGUCAAAUCGUGCUGAGUUGAUGAAAUUACCUAUGAUUCCUUCUUCUUCGUCAGCUACCAAAAAGAAUAUUGGGAAAGGAGGAAGACUGUUGUGUUGUGAGGCCUGUCCCGCCUCAUUCCACCCCGAGUGCUUGAACAUGGAGAUGCCAGAGGGGACGUGGCUGUGUGGGGAAUGCAGAGCGGGAAAGAAGCCUCACUAUAAGCAGAUAGUCUGGGUCAAGCUGGGCAACUACAGGUGGUGGCCCUCUGAGAUAUGCAACCCUCGCCUGGUUCCCUCCAACAUCCAGAGCCUCAAGCAUGACAUUGGCGACUUUCCAGUCUUUUUCUUUGGAUCACAUGACUAUUACUGGAUAAACCAGGGCAGAGUUUUCCCAUAUGUUGAGAGUGAUAAGAACUUUGCUGAGGGGCAGGUUGGCAUCAAUAAGACAUUUAAAAAAGCACUUGAGGAGGCAGGAAAAAGGUUCCAGGAACUAAAAGCACAGCGAGAAACCAAGGAGGCCCUCGAACAGGAGCGCAACUCUCGCAGACCCCCACCAUACAAACUUAUCAAGUCCAAUAAGCCAGUUGGGAAGGUGCAGUUGCACGUCGCUGACCUCUCAGAGAUCCCACGUUGCAACUGCAAACACUCAGAUGAACGUCCGUGCAGCCAGGACUCUCAAUGCUUGAACCGCAUGCUGCAGUACGAGUGCCACCCGCAAGUCUGUCCCGCAGGUGACCAUUGCCACAACCAGUGCUUCUCCAAACGCCUCUACCCUGACACUGAGGUCAUUAAGACCAGCGGCCGAGGGUGGGGCCUAAAGACCAAGCAGGACCUCAAGAAGGGGGAUUUCGUCAUGGAGUAUGUUGGGGAACUGAUUGACUCAGAGGAGUGCAAGCAACGAAUACGAAAUGCUAAUGAGAAUCAUGUGACCAACUUUUACAUGCUGACCCUCACAAAGGAUCGUGUGAUUGAUGCUGGACCCAAAGGGAAUUUGUCACGCUUUAUGAACCACAGCUGCAGUCCCAACUGUGAGACUCAGAAGUGGACCGUGAACGGAGAUGUGCGGAUAGGACUCUUCACUUUGUGUGAUAUCGCUGCUGACACGGAAUUGACCUUUAAUUACAACCUGGACUGUCUGGGUAAUGGGAGGACAUCGUGCCACUGCGGGUCCGAGAACUGCAGUGGUUUUCUUGGAGUCAAGCCCAAGAGUGCAGUGGUUAUGGAGAGGGAAGAGAAGGUGCGCAAUGCUAAACUCAAGCCCAAGAAGCGCAAACUGAAGGCGGAGAGCAAACAGACCCAUGAGUAUUACUGCUACUGCUGUGGAGAGGGAGGAGAGCUGGUCAUGUGUGACAAAAAAGAUUGCCCGAAGGCCUACCAUCUCCUCUGCCUCAACCUGACUAAACCUCCAUACGGGCGAUGGGAAUGCCCCUGGCAUCAGUGCAGCGUGUGCCAGCGCGCCGCCGCCUCCUUCUGCCACUUCUGCCCCGCCUCCUUCUGCCGAGAGCAUGAGAGAGGACAGCUGGCAGUGUCUGCCCUGGACAACCGGCCCUGCUGCUCCAACCACGACCCCCAGAGACCCUUAGGGCCUCAGGCUAACACUAGCCAGCUCGCUGUAAAGAAGGAACUGAUGGAACCCGGAGAGGAAGGGGACGACGGCAACGAGGAGGAAGAGGACGACGACGAGGGGGGAGAGGGAGAGUGAAUGGGCCAAAGCACCAAGAAAGCGUUGAAAGCCACUUCAAAGUACAUGAAAGUUCAAACUACAGUAGAUACAUGCAGCUAGCUGGUCCACUUUUCAUUUAAAGCAAGUGGACUUGACAAACUGGUUUGAUUCAUUCCAAAUCUACAACAGCUGAUAUGAAUUUUUCGAACAUAUCACUAUUUACGGCCUCAUGUCAAAUUCAUACGGGCUUAUAUAACAAUAUAAGCGACUCACUUCUUGUUUUAUAAGCAAAAGCUCCCAGCUAAUUCUCCCUGUUUUUUCAGACGUGCUCCGUUUCGGCAAAAAAAAACACACUCGGUUAAAGCGACGCCUUUCAGCGGCAAAGUCAGUUUCCACAUCUAUGGUACUUUAAAAACACGCUAUAAACACUUUAAACCAAGAACUUUAUUUAUGUACCUCAUGUAAAUAGCAAAGACUGUUGUAAUAUGUGUCGGGCGCAACCAUUCGCCCCUCUCCAGUAGGAUUUCACUACGUCUGAAUAUGAGCCUGUCGUAACAUCAAAAAAAAAAGAAAAAGAAAAAAAAAGAUUGAUUCAAAAGACAUACGAGGUUUGUUCAACUGCCCCCCCCCCCCCCCCCCCCCUCCUCCCUCCUCCAGUGAGUUUGUGAUUUGUAAGAUAUAUAAUCAUUAAUAUAUUUAUGUCGAUGUUUACAUCCAUUCACAAUGUACAGUAUUAUUCAUCUGUAUUAGUCAAUUUGAUAUCACUAAUCGUGUUGUUGUAUAUGUGCCCUUUUUGUCAGCAAAAUUACAUAAUUGCUUGGCCGGUACUGUAUUGCCCUCAUCUUUUGGUCCAUUGAGUAAAAAUUCAGAGUUAGAAGUGUUAGAAAUAACUAUCGGUCACCCGAGAAGAUCAGUUCCGACGUGUCCAAACGGUAACAUUUGACGGUGUAGUGUUAAGCCACAUAUACUCCAACACUGCCAUGUGUCUUAAACAGAUAUUUACCAUUGUGAGUAUUGAACAGGUGCCAGUGUGUUAUAUCAAAUACGAGGAACCCAUAUGUUUCCGAGCAGCGCUAGUUGUGAGACUGUGAGUACAAUCUUUAAAUAAUGUGAUUUAUUUUAUUUUUUUUAUUUUUUUUUGCUUUACAUUUGUUUCCGAGUGUAAAUAUAAUCAGACUUACAGUUUUUUUAUUUUCGAUCGUAUUUCACGCUUCGUAUAUUGGCGUACUCAUUUCAAAGGUAUCAAACCGUACCUUAACCGCACACUUUGGUUUAUCUCCUUAAGCAUCGUUCGUCGAUUGCGUUCGGUUGUAACGACACGCGCUUCUUUGCUAAAAACCGAACCGUCGGAUGUAGUGGGAGGGCUGUACGGUUUACGGCAGAGUGUAGCAUAUUCCUCUCUGUGACUUGUUCUUGAUGUGAAUCUACUUAACUCAAUAGCUUUGAUGCCUGUGCUGUAAAGUGGAACUGUUACUCUCUUGUUACUGGUAGCUGUGCAGUCGUGCUGUGCCACAGUUUGCACGGAUGAAGACUCGAUCUCGACGGCUUCGGCACAUGGGCUUUGUAUACUUACUCGUUAGUCAUUUCACAUGAACGUUUUUAUAGACCACAGUACAAGUAUUAUACGUGAUGGCACCACCAGUAUGUUUGUCACUUUAUGGAAAGGAGGGAAAGCGCUGCAAGUUUCAUUUUACUUGAAUCGUGUCCAUUUUGCUUUUUGUUCAUUUCUGUAUUUAUUGUUAUUUGGUCUCGAAAUGGAGCGUUGUUGGUGGAUAUCUGUACUGGAUCCUUGCAUCCGACGGCAAAUUUAAGGAAUUCUGACGAUUUGACUGCCAAACUGAGAUUUGUAUGUUUAUGAAAAUAAUGUGUGCUCUUACUUGCGCCUGCGUCGUCUUUGAAACAUGGAAGGCAUUUUGAGUCUCUUUUGCUUGUUUAUGUUCUGAUAUGCGAUAUUUUUAUAGUUUACAUUUAUUUUUAUAUAGCUUACUUUUAUUUUUUAGAAUUCAUAGGCACUUGUUUCUGAAAAUACCAAUAUUUGCCCUUAUGUUUAUGAUUAAAAAUAUCAAGAAAAUGCAGUUGGCGGGAUGCAAAGCACAUGUUUGUUUUGCCUGGUCAUUGUUGGUACUAUUUUUACUCUCAUUUUAAUUUUCUAUAUUUGGCCUUUUUUUAUUUC